UCUCUUACAGGUUUUUAGACAAGAAAGAGCGAUUAAAGCAUCUUAAAAACAAGCAAAGUGAAUUCCAAAACUAUGUUUUAAAGGCCAUGGAAGGCAAAAGGAUAACUGAUCAACUGAGAUGGAAAAUAAUGUCUUGCAAGAUGAGGAUUGAGCAGCUGAAACAAACCAUUUGCAAAGAGAAUGAUGAAAUGACAAGAAGCUCGGAGGGGCUUCUCAGAGUUAAAGAUGAGAAUCAGAAGCUUUAUCGCAGGGCCCAGAGGCAUCAGGAGAAGAAAGAGAAGAUCCAGAGACUUAACCGCAAGUUGGGAGACCUGGUGGAGAAGAAAAAUUAUGAUUUGAGAAGUCAGCACGAACACUUGGCAAAUCUUCGACGGUCACAUAUACUGGAGCUAACGUCUGUCAUUUUUCCCAUUGAGGAAGUGAAGACUAGCAUGAGAGACCCUGCAGAUAUUUCUUCUGAGAGUGACAAUGCCAUGACCUCUAGCACUGUGAGCAAGCUUGCAGAAGCCAGGAGAACUACGUAUCUCUCUGGGAGAUGGGUGUGUGAUGAUCACAAUGGGGAGACCAGCAUCAGCAUUGCAGGGCCUUGGAUAAGUCUUCCUAAUAAUGGAGACUAUUCAGCUUAUUACAAUUGGGUGGAAGAGAAAAAAACUACACAAGGACCAGAUACGGAGCAUAGUAAUCCUGCCUAUACCAUCAGUGCUGCCUUGUGCUAUGCAACUCAGCUUGUCAAUAUUUUGUCUCAUAUACUUGAUGUAAAUCUUCCCAGGAAGUUGUGUAACAGUGAGUUCUGCGGCGAGAACCUUAGCAGGCGGAAGUUUACCCGGGCAGUGAAGAAGCUGAAUGCCAAUAUCCUUUAUCUUUGUUUUUCCCAGCAUGUAAAUUUAGAUCUAUUGCAUCCACUGCAUACGCUCAGAAACCUUAUGUACCUGGUCAGUCCAGACACUGAGAACUUGGGCAGGUCUGGGCCUUUUGAAAUUAGUGCAGAUCUCGAGGACUCUAUGGAGUUUGUGGAUCCCGGGGCCGCUGGCGAAACAGACGAGAGUGGAGAAGAGCACGUCAGCGAUGAGGAGACUGACUUAGGGACAGACUGGGAGAAUCUGCCAAGCCCUCGAUUCUGCGAUAUCCCCUCUCAACCGGUCGAGAUGUUACAGAGCCAGAGCACGCAGGCCUCUCUGCCCAUAGCCAGCAGCAGCACGGGUGGAAUGAUCUCAUCUGCUGCCGCCUCUGUGACCUCCUGGUUCAAGGCAUACACGGGACAUCGUUAAGGAGCACGCCAGAAGGCUCGCAGGCCCUGCGGAAGGACUCCCUCUCCCCUCCCCCUCCAUACCGUAGUAUUGCGUGAUGCAGUGCCUGGAAUGCGAAAGGUCAGACUUCAAUUUUGUAAACCAGAAGAAACUUCUUAUGGACCCAAGAUGACUGUGAUGGAGACGUUUUGUAUAUUAGCUAGAUCUACACUUCUGGCUUAUCCCGUAAGGGCAUGUGCUGGCUCCAAGUUCUGUCUGUGUUGUUAAAUAUUGAAGAAAAAGGACCCUGCAGCAAAUUCCAGAUUUGUACUUCCUGAAGAAGAAACAGAUUUGGAAUAUUCAGAUCGGGGCGAGGCUGGAGAGAAAGCUGCUAAAAGUUGAGACUGGACGAAGGUGCAAACACACAUGAUCCACAUUGGUUAAGCUGCCUACAGGGUGUUGUGUGUGUUUAGGUCUGUAUCACGUUAACACACAGAAAACUUACAGCACAAAUGUACUUUUCGAAAUCAUUUGUUGCUCAUUGGGGAUAUGAACAUUUUAAUAGGGUUUCUUACGUUUGUUGCCAUAUUUUUAAUAGCAGCAUGGAUGGUAACUUACGAAGCUGGUUGCUUUUUUUUAAAAAUUGGUUGUGGGUUAUGCUCCUCCGGUAGAAAACUGGAUCAUUUCAUGCUGUUUUCAUUGAUAGGUUGCCUAAAAGUUUCAUGUUGUGCUGUUCAAAGCACCCAGGGUUUUUACUAUAAAUACCACAAACCAAAGAAACACUGGACAGUCUCCUAAUUGGACCCACAUUCGCCAAUACAGAAGGAUCACAUUUGCAAUAAUCUCCGUCAAUUACAACAUCGCCAUGUUCUCACAUUAAAAAGUGGCGAAGUUUUCACUUUAGGCUAAUUUAAUGAAGUAUAUUCUCCACACUACAAGCAUUUGAAAAGCUGCUUUAUUUUCUGUUUAUGGUGAGGGGGUUCUUGCUCGCUAAAUACUGAGAAGUCCGUUUCAUUUCACUGCAGAAAUGCUCGUGGAGUAGUCAGCCUGCUUGUAAAACCCCAGGAAGGUGUGGUAUGGACAGAUGCUUUCAUCAGCAAGUGCCCUCUGCCGCCUCCUGCCUUGCAGAUAACUAGUACUUAGCUUACAAAUGGUUUUUCUCAGCAAGGCUUCAGAAACACAUGGUUUACAUUUUAUCUAGCUGAGUGAUUUUACUUCUCUAUGGGGUAAAUGCCAUAAACAUGUGAUUCAUCCCCUGCCCCCCUUCUUCCUCUCCCCCCCUCAAAUGGAAGAUCUCAGCCAUUUGACCUUGUUCUCUUAGGGUGACCCUUGUGUUCCUGUACAAACAGGUGGUGAUAGAUUGCUGUGAGCUAAUGCUUACGUGGGAUUACUUUGUCAUCUGUGUGUGUGUGUGUGUGUGUGUGCGCGCGCGCGUUCACUCAUCAGAUGUUGGCUCUGGGAUUUGAUCAUCUUACACUCCCUUUCCCUCUCUGGUGAUUUUUCUUCUCCCUAGAAGAUUGAGACAUGACUUCCUGACUGCUGGCUUACAUAGCUCCAGCAAGGAAUGCUGGAAGAAAAGCACCUUGUACUACUUCUCUGCCCCGGAAUCCAGGCAUAUUUACACAUGAUACCUGGAUCUCUUAUCCUGCAAGCUCUUCUCUGUCCCUUUUUUCUCUUUUGUACGGCAGCUCUUUCCAUGUGGCCUCAGAGGUGGGGAUAUAACAAGGAAGCCUUGGGUGGUUUGGAUUUCCUUUUAAUUUUUUCCUAUCUUGUGACUCUGGGGGAUUUUUUUUUUUUUUUUAAAC
Molecule: messenger RNA, 3031 nt
Organism: Pelodiscus sinensis (Chinese soft-shelled turtle)
Lineage: Eukaryota; Metazoa; Chordata; Testudines; Trionychidae
Source: RefSeq, a predicted model, not a curated record